ACAGUUCAGUUAGCAACAUUGCAGUGGUCAUACACACAAUGCUGAAAUUUAAGUGGAUUGCAGUUUUACUCUACACCUUCAGUUGGAUCUCUUCCAUAGUCACACAGUUUUAUGCUGUGGAGGUUCAGGCUGGUGAAGAAGUCACACUGGAGUGCUCCAACUUUAGCAGACAUCUUGGUCACAUAACCUGGUUCAAAAUGACCAACAGACCCAACGUGAGCAGAAUCUCAUCUAUGGUCAGUGCUGAAGGAAAUGCUUCUCUCCAAGAUGGUCUUCAAGCUGGCAAAUUUAACAUGACGUCCAACACCUCUGUGCUGUUUCUCAAGAUCAAACAUCUGGAUUCAUCUGACUCUGGCUUGUAUUUCUGUGGAGAGUACAAAAAUGAAAAGACGGUAAUUUCAAGUGGAACAUAUUUAAAGGUGCAAGAUGUGUUUGAUGGAUUAACAAAUGUGAUGCCUGUGAUCCUGGGCAGUUUAAUUGCUCUCCUUCUACUGGUCAUCAUUGGUCUGGCUGUCCAACUCAGGAAAUUUCACUCAGCUCAAGAUGAUGGACAGAAUCCACAACAGAGUGAGAAUGUGGACUCUGAUGACAUGAACUAUGCAGCACUGAAUUUCCAUCCCAAAGCUAAAAUCAGAAGGCCUGUACCACAGAGUGAGAUGGACACAAAUGUGGUGUAUGCUUCUACGAAACACUUGAAAAACAACAGGAAGAUCAGCACAGAGUGAAAGCUGGCACACUGAUCUCUCGUGAGGGAUUUGACACAUACACACAUGCAUAUAUUCAGUCCUGUUUUUUGAGUAUUAAAAUCUGAUGAACUGAACGGACGAACAUGAAUAUCUCAAGGAUUAUAAUAUAUAACAUGAUUAUAUUAUAUUUUAUUAUAUUAUAACUGAAUAACACAAUAAUGAUAAUAUUAUUUACACUUUUCAAGCUUUAACUAUCAAAAAGAAAGAAAGAGCAACCCAAUUUUGGGCCAUUUUCACAACUUUCUAGUUGUAACUGUAACUGAGAAAAUACCUUUUUUAGCACUAUCUGAAAAUUCAGUUUCUAUUUGCAUGUAAAUUAUUAUAAUAAUAUAUAAUAAUAUUAAUUUGUAUAAAUUUUUAUUCUAAAGUAUUAUUCUAAGGUAAUAAGAUAAAAGGUAAAAUGAAAUAUGUAUUCUUUUUUAAACUAAAAAGAUAUUUCUACUAAUUAAGCAAAUAGCAAACUGAAUUUGUUAUAACCUAAUUUCACACACACACACACGACUUCUCUGAGAAAUCAAGCAUAACAAGCAACCACUGUUUCACACACUUUGGCGAUCUUCAAACUUCAUGUAAGAGAUUUACUUCUCUGCAGCUCCUGUAAGUCCUGGAACUGAAAUACCUACAAAUCACUGAUUUUAUUCAUUAUUCUUCUCUUCUUUUGCUAAUUUGUUUUCUUUAUUAUCCAAAGAAUUUAUGUCUCUUUUGUUUCAGCCCAGGCAAUACAGUUUGGUGAAGAAUUCAAACUGCUCUACUGCAAACUUCUCAGAUAUUCUGCCUUAGAUACAUAAACAGAAGCAGUCCUAUUUGUCUGACCUACAUGCUCAGAUUUUAUUAGCAACAUUUAUAUCUACAUUCAACAAAGUAUUCAAAGUAUUAAUGUGAUAAUGGCUAUAGUAAGUAAUAAAUUGGGCACAUCAUUUUUAUCAUUUAGGUGGAAAUAAGAAUCUUAACAAAUAAUGUAGAGAUGUGAAUAAACAGGUGACACAGCAUAGCAAACACAGACAUUUGAAAUAAAUUAAUGCUUAUCUUUAAAGAAGACCUUUCAUAAAUCUCCUUACCAUCUGUCACACAUAUACUGGUACAUUUGUGUAUGUUCAUAUUAAAGAUGGCCAAAGUUUCAGAUAAUGAGGUCGUCUUACGUACGAAUAACCCCUGUGAGUCAUAAGUACAGACGGCUGAUUGUUCAGAGAUAAAUUUAGUCGUUAAACCCUUGCAUCAGUUUGAUGUCACAGAUAUAACUAAUCUCACCUACACAGGUCUGGUUGGUAAAACUACAGUUUAUGACGGGCAGCCAAUCAGAAAGCUAGCGUAAACGGACAGUGAGGGCAUCAGGAGGAUUAGUUUAAAAGGAAAUCAUGAAAAACUGCUUCAGUAGUUGCCAAGAAUAACUUUAUGAUGAUGAGCUUAAAUGCCCUCUUCUGAGAGCUAUUAAGCUCUGUUGUUUAGUUGCAUCUCAUAAAGGGAAAUCGUGUUUGACUCUUAUGACUCAGCUCUUGAUCUAGACUCUGAUGAUCAUCAGGAUGUAACACUUCAUCUGCAUGGAACAAUUAAAACCAGGAGGCAUGCAACAGGGGAGAAAUAAGAAACUCGUGUUAUCCAUGCUGCGACCAGACAGCCUGAACACAACCAACUUUUUAAGAUAGCGUUGAUACGUUGUGUCUGUCCCAAAAAAAUAAGAUCGCUUCUGUAUUGUGAUUAAAAGUUAAGCUUGUAAUAAAUAUGAUGAACAUGAUAUUGUUGUCUUUAUUAAUUUUGAUGUUGAAGGACAUAAGUCAGGACCUUAAAGACUGUCAAGUGUUUCUUAAGCUGAGAGUUAGAUGGAGGUUUGUCGAGGAGAGAGUGAGAUAUACAUCAUGAGCAACAGGAAACAAUAACACGGUGUGGUCUGAGCAAAGCUGACUUUGAGAUCGUGAGGUCUGUCACAUCAAAUAUCUGUCUCUUGUUUGUCUGUUGUUGUCUUGUUUGGGGUUUUUUCUAAAUAAAAAAAAUUGUUUCUCAGCAGAACCACCUGUCUUCAGUAUGCUAUGACAGAGCAGGUGUAACGCUGGUGUAAUGAGUGUUCUUUGAGUUUGGACAACAUUUCUGAUGCUGCAACACAAAAUUUAUAAUAAUAAUAAUAAUAAUAAUAAAGUAUAACAAUCCAGGAAAUGAUGUAUGCAAUGUUUAUUGUAGAUUCAUAUCAUUUGUUGGAACAUUUUCAAUAUAAUUAUCCGAUAAAUAAUAUAGCUGCGGAUGCAUAUCCAUGACGUUUGUGUCAGUGCAAUGCACAGUCACAGUAUAUGAAUGCAGCUAGUUAACAGAGCCAGCUAGCGUUAUGUGAGAAAUAGCACACAGUGCUUUCUCACCUCAGAUGCUAAAACCCCAACGUGGUGACCCACAGAAUGCAAGCGCUCAGGCGUUAAGAUGGAAACUUUUUUAUAGUAUAUUAUUUAUCGGAUAAUUAUAUUUAAAAUGUUCCAACAAGAUGAACAUCAUGGACAAGUCGGGUUUAGUACUGUCACGUGAGGCCGAGCAGUCAGCUAGAAGCCAGAGCUGCCUACACUGACAUACCUGUCAAUCAAAGUGACCAAGUCCAUCAUUUUAAGCCUUAAGAAUGUCUAAAUAGAUGAGGCAGUCUUGGGGAAAUUACUCCUUUUAGAGCCAUAUUUAAGAGGACAUAAGAACUGCAGAUUUUAGCUCUUUACUAGUUGGUUUCAUUUUCCAGCCCCAGAAAUUGCUCUUUAAUUACAACUUAUAUAUUUACUAGUUGUACCGAUAUCGCCCUCUAGUGGUCACAGCAAUUAAAACAUAUCUAAGAUAGUGGUAAAAGAUACACAAAGUCUGUUUGGGGACCAG
Molecule: messenger RNA, 3581 nt
Organism: Haplochromis burtoni (Burton's mouthbrooder)
Lineage: Eukaryota; Metazoa; Chordata; Actinopteri; Cichliformes; Cichlidae
Exons: 5
Coding region: 39-725 (228 amino acids)
Biological process (GO): response to bacterium
Source: RefSeq, a predicted model, not a curated record